Molecule: messenger RNA, 908 nt
Organism: Nicotiana tabacum (common tobacco)
Lineage: Eukaryota; Viridiplantae; Streptophyta; Magnoliopsida; Solanales; Solanaceae
Product: calmodulin-like protein 3
Molecular function (GO): calcium ion binding
Source: RefSeq, a predicted model, not a curated record
UUGAGACCCUUUUAAAGGUCAUCCUUGUGCCUUUAGUCUUAAUUACAUAGAUAGUAAAGUCAUAAAACCAACCAAGAAAGUAGGGUCCUAUAUUUUUUGAGAGGUUAUUUUAUAUUAUAAGAGAACCUCAAACAAAAUUCAUUCAUUCAACCAAAUCACUGGGUGUCCUAUAACCAUAUCUGUUUUUCUCCAUCUUUGUUCUUUCGUUUAUAUCAUUCAAGAUCAUAGAUCUUGACCAAAACCCAAAUACAUUUCCUUUUGUAAUAAAACCAACAAAGGUUUAAAUCAUUCUCUUUGUAAUUUCCUUUAUUUCAUUAUUACUAGCUCUAUCUCAUCCAAGAAAUGGACUCCGUAGAACUACAAAGAAUUUUUCAAAUGUUUGAUCGUAACGGAGACGGAAAUAUUACAAAAAAGGAGCUUAGCAUCUCGUUACAAAACUUGGGAAUACACAUUGAGGAGAAAGAACUUGUCCAUAUGAUCGAAAAAAUAGACGUAAACGGAGACGGAUACGUAGACAUAGAUGAAUUUGGAAGAUUGUACAAGACUAUCAUGGACGAGAAGGAUGAAGAAGAGGAUAUGAGAGAAGCUUUUAAUGUGUUUGAUCAAAAUGGUGAUGGAUAUAUUACAGUGGAAGAAUUGAGGUCAGUUUUGGGUUCACUAGGGUUGAAACAAGGCAAAACUUUAGAAGAUUGUAAGAGGAUGAUAAUGAAAGUGGAUGUGGAUGGUGAUGGAAUGGUUGAUUUCAAGGAAUUUAGACAAAUGAUGAAAGGGGGUGGAUUUGCUUCCUUGAACUCAUGAAUUUUAUGACAUGAAAAAUGGAAAAGAAAAGGAUAUAUAACUAGUGCUACCCUUUUUGUAACAUGUGGAUUUUGAAUGAAUCAAUGCAUGUCAUAUUUCUUCAAUCUUGA